AUGAUUAAAUACUUGUUUGUUUUAAUAUUACUUUAUUUGACUUAAGCCAAGAGAAUCAAGCAAAGCUAUGUCAUUAAAUAGCUGAAAGAUUGGCAUUACAUCUCUAAAUUCGGAGCUGAAACAGGCGAAGUCUUCUAUUCACUGACCUUCCGCAUCAUUAAUGCUGAAGAAAAUGAUGAGCGAACGAUUCCGAUCUCGUAUGAGUUAUAUUUAGAUGAGGAAUGGCAAAAUGCUAUUGAGAAGAGUGAAUGUGAUAGAAAUGGUGUUGCAAGGAGAAAGGAGACCAUUUGGGUUUCUGUUUAAAAUGGAUUUGAAUUCAAAGGAAGUCUAACAGCAAAAGUUAGAGCACAUUUGUGGUAUUUUGCAUUUAGUGAUUGUGAAAAAUAAUUAAGAAAUUCAUUUCCAGUUGAAAAUAAAGUUAAGUUAGAAGUGGAAUUACACAUAACAAAUGUUGGUGGCACUGAAUUUACAUUAGAAUAGUUUGGAAUUUUGCAAAUUAUAGGUGUAAUAGCCUUGAUUGAUGUAAUAAUGCUUAUUUAUAACGGGAUUCAAAUUCUAGAAAAAUAAAGAAAGUAUGAAGAAUUUAGUUUGCCAUUGUUUUUAUUGGUUAUUACUUUAUUAUUGGAAACAUUUUCAUAUUGUUUUUUAACCAUUCAUUUAUGGAUAUAUAGUGAGAAUGGUGCUGGAUCAUUAUUAUUAUAAGUGUUGUCUGUUAUUUUUUAAGUGGCAUCUCAAUUUUCAUUGACAAUGAUUUUAGUCAUGUUGUCAUGGGGAUGGUAAAUCAACUUUAGUAAAUUCGAUAAUUUUGAAUUAUUUUUACCAAUUUCAAUCUUAAUAGGGUUCUUCCAAAUUACAAUUGUUGGAGUCAGUUUCAUUGAUUAUGAUUCAUAUUUUAAGGAUCACUCAUACGAAGGCUGGGUUGGAUGGUUGGCUGCUCUGAUUUACAUAGGGGAACUCAUUUAUUUUACGAAUGGCUUAGUUGACACUUACAACAAGUAGAAUACAAAAAUAUAAUAAUUUAUUUUAUUAUUGGGUUUGUAUGGUGGAGUGUAUUUCAUUAGUUUCCCAGUGUUGUAGACUGUAAAUUUGUUUACAGCUAGGUAUGUGAGAUAUAAAGUGAUGGAAAUCGGAACAAUGUUAUUCAGGACUUCUGCGAUUUUGUUGCUUACUAGAUUGUUUACUUCAAAAAAAUCGAUAUUUGCUCAGAUUUCAAUAGAAAACAAGAGUUUCUUGGAUAGGAAUAAGGAUGAGUGA
Paramecium tetraurelia is the source of this 1254-nucleotide messenger RNA. RefSeq lists its product as uncharacterized. The transcript has 4 exons. Gene Ontology annotation, biological process: response to pheromone; G protein-coupled receptor signaling pathway. Lineage: Eukaryota; Ciliophora; Oligohymenophorea; Peniculida; Parameciidae. The record is from RefSeq and is a predicted model, not a curated record.